CAGCGCGUCGGCGAAGCCGCAGUCGCCGGGACUGGCCGAGGGGGCGUCGGGAGCGGCCGGGAGAGCCGGCGAGACUCGGCGGAGCGUUCCCCAGCUGGGCGCCUGGGCCGCCGCGACCGCCCCUUCUCGGGGGACUUGGCAGAGGAGACCCGCCUUCGGGAGGGAGCGAGAGGAGCAGGAACUUCGUGCUCAAAAGGUGCAGAAGAACUGAGCCCCUUGCCUUCCGAGGCCACCCGAGACCAGGUGGGGCCAUGGCAGGGCAUGGCUGUCUGGGACUGGGGCUGUUCUGCUGGGUCCUGCUUGCUAUUCCCGUGGGCCCCCAGCCUGCCUCCUCCAUCCCAGGUGCCCCUCUCACCACUUUGACCCCACCACCUCAGAGUGAGGCCUCUAUGCUGUCUCUCAACCUGGGACUUAACUUCAAAUUCCACCUUCGGGGACCUGCCGCUGCUUGGGGGAGCCCUGUCACGGAGACCCAGCCGCUCUCUCCUGGGUUGAGCCGGGAACCAGUGGAAGAGGUGGCCAGUGGGCUGAGGACUGACCCCCUUUGGGAACUGCUGGUGAGCUCCCUUGGGAACUCCCCCCCAGAGUGGGGCUCUGCUGAAGGCAGCUCUACUCCCUGGGCCUCCUCCCUGCCUCUGGAAUCCACAUCCCCACUCUCUGGGCCCACCGACCAGCCCCCUGCUCCCUAUCAGCCCAGGAUGGGCACCGUGACCUGGGACACUGCUCUGACGGCCACAGCAUCUCCAUCCAGUGCUCCCCGGCCCCACCAGAGCGAGCUGGAGCUGAAGUUUGACAUGGCACUGAGAGCGGGUGCAGCCCCCACGCUUGGGCAUCGAACGCUGCCCCUGCUGCCCAGCCUGAGGGCCAGCCUGGCAGAGAUUGCUGGGCGCCUGGGACCCUUUGGGUUCUUCGGCACUACUCUAUCCCCACUCCGGAACUUCUCAGGCUCCAGCUCCCCAGGCCCAACUACAUCCCCAGCCUCUGCCUUCAGAGUUUCGGAUUCUCCAGGAUUCUUUGGCACCUCUCUGUCCCCACCCCCAGCCCCCCUGGAGAGAAAGCUCUCAAGCCAAAGCCCGCUGGACCCAGCUGCUUCCCUAAGCUCUGCCUUGAUUGCAACAGCAUUGUUAGACCCCGCCAUCCCCACCUCUGGUCCAGAUGACCCCUCUGCCGCCAGCCUUGGGAACCCCUCGGUGCAGCCAGAGUGCGGGACAGAGGUCUGCAGCAUCGGAGAAUUGCCCGAAGGGGAGGGCCAGCCUCCUGUGGCCCGGCUGCCCCUCUUCUUCCUGACCCUGGAGGCCGAUUGGGCAGAGGCCAGGGCUCGCUGGGGUCUGGCCUGGGAGGCCCAUGUGUACGGGGUAGGCGCACUCUUCGGCCUGGUGGCCCUGCUGGCGCUGCUGGCUCUGGCCCUCUUGCCCUGGCGCUGCCCGCCCGGCGCCCCCUGCCUGGCGCUGCUGGACCUGCUCCUGUUCUCGGCCGGGACCACGCGCGCCUUCCCGCUCUUCUACGACGCCUAUGGGCACCGCGACCGGCUGCCCGCCCUCGCCUGGCUGCUGCUGCAGGACCUUCCGCUGCCCUGCUUGGCCGCCGGCCUGGGCCUGGCCUGCCUGCUGCUGGCCCGGCCGCGCCGGCCGCGGUGUCCCGCCGGCCUGGCCGCGCUGCUCCUCCUGGGGCUGGGGCUGGCGGCCGCCGCCGCCCUCGGGAGCGCCGCCCACCGCCCGCUGCGGCCCCUGCGGCUCGCCUCCCGCGGGCUGCACGCUUUCCUCGCCGCCCUCCUUUCGGGGCUCCUGCUGGCGCUCUCCUGCUGGGGGGGUCGGCGGCGGCGCGCCGGAGCGCCCCUGGGAGGGUCCGGCUUCAAGGGCGCCACACCUCUCCCGCAGGCGCGCAGCCCCUUUGCCCCGCGGGAGUCCUGGCGGCGCGCGGCGCGCACGGCCCCGGUGGCGGGUACCUUCGGGCUGCUGAGCGGAGCCCUGCAGGGCUACGAGGUGCUGCAUGCCCUGGGUUACGGCGGCCAGCCUGGCCUGGAGGGCCCCUGGUCCUGGUGGGCCUUCCAGCUAGGCCUGCGCCUGGGCGAGGUGGGCGUCGCGCUCCCAUUGGCACUGCUGGGCCUCUACCCCGCGCUCUGCAGCCCCCGCGUGCCUCCGCGCUGCUGGGCCAAGCUCUUCCGCUUGUCCCCGGGCCACGCGGCCCCGCUGCUGCCUGGAGGCUGGGUCACCGGGCCCCCGGACAAGGAGCCCCUGGGUAGCGCCAUCGCGCGUGGCGACGCGGAGCUGCUGCAGCUGUGCGCCCUGGCGGGGCCAGGCCCCGACCUCCUACUCCAGGGAGGUGGCUCCCGGGGCUUCGAAGGCGCGGCGGUCAACCCGGCACCUUCCCCGGCCUCCUCCCCCUGCAGCGACUACACCGUGGACUUCCGCCCGCCCUCCCCAAUCAACCUGCGGCGCAGCAUCGAGGAGGCCCUCUGCAGCGAGGCUCUGCUCACGCCCGGCCUCUUCCAGGGCCCUGCCUUCGGGGAAGCCUUGCCCGGACUAGGCCUCUACCGCACCACGUCGCUGGGGGCGAAGACGGGGGCCGGGUCUAGUGGGAGUUUUGAGGAGGCCCCUGGCUCCCCGGCUCCCCCAGAGCUCCCCUCUCCCGGGGCCUGGCCCGCGGGCAGCAGUGCCUCAUCCGGCUCGCUGUGCGGACUCUCGCGGGACAGCUCGUCCAUGCUGCUGUGCUCCAGCCCGGACAGGCCCCCCCGCUGUCCGCUGGUCUGCGUCCUCAGUCCCCCAAGGCCCUCAGGGAGCAGCCCUAGCCUCCCGGCCUCAGGAUCCUACCAGGCCCUGUCUCCACCUUCCCACGACUCUCCGGAGCCUGCUCCUGAGCUACAGGCCGAAGAGGCCUUGCUGCAGGAGCAAUUCCUGGACGCCUGCCGACAGAUCGACGAGCUGAGCAUGGGCAGCGACACCAUAGACCUGUGAAGAGGGGGCUCCCUCGCUGUCCCAGCCAUCCGCCCCUUUCUGGCGCCUGCUCUGCCUGAGACCUGCACACUGUAACCCUUCCCCAAUCCCGCCUGGCUCAGAUACCUCUCCCGGCUUCCUUCCCCAUCCAGGGGCCCCUGGGUGGGUGGGUCAGCAGCCAGGCUCUGUCGAUUGGGAAUUAGUGCCACCUUCUCUGGAGCCCUGGGCGUGAUGCCCUCAGCUGCAAUCCUAGGCUGGCAGUGGUCCCACUUUCCUUGGCAUUCACCAGCAAUAAAGCUCCAAGGUGCUCCACUCCUGACCACCACUCCCCACUCUGGUGCUGAGUGAGAGGGGCUGUCUUCAGAAGACCUCGGGACUGGCCUCAGUCCCCAUACCCACCUCUGCCAUGCCCAGGAAUCCCAUCCCUGCGUGAGUGAGACUCCCUGUCCUCCAUGGGACUCUUUCCCAUAGAAGGGUCUGUGGCCCAUCUAGCAGACUUCACAGCAGUUGGGUGGGAGGUGAACGCUUUCGGAGUUAAUUUAUCAAUAAAAUAUUUUC
Molecule: messenger RNA, 3491 nt
Organism: Equus quagga
Lineage: Eukaryota; Metazoa; Chordata; Mammalia; Perissodactyla; Equidae
Gene: PRRT4
Product: proline rich transmembrane protein 4
Exons: 5
Coding region: 252-2954 (900 amino acids)
Source: RefSeq, a predicted model, not a curated record